CAAGUGUUGAUUCAAGUCGCACUUUCAUACUUGGUAAAAGACGAAAGAACAAACGAAAUGUAUAUGACUCGCUGAUACGAUAUCAACGUGCUCAUCGCUUUGCGAGAAUAAUGAAACGAAGGAUUUAUCUGCGCCGCAAGGCUGCAUGGGAACGUGAUGACCCGGAAGAGACAUUCAGCGUAGACUCUGCAAACAGCGUGUGCAGAAUGAGUCAAGAAUCUGCCCACGGACAAGGCAACAACAAUGAACACGUCAGUGUUCAUACUGAAGCAUCUAGUUUCACCCCUCCCAUCCAAAAUGUACCCGUCAAUCAACAAAAUGUUGGGAAUAACCUGAAUGCUGGUGGUCAACCCGACCUUGUAAUUCCGACUUUCUUGGCUAACAUGUUGCAACAAAUAGCCAACGCACCAAUGUUUCAACCACCUCCACCACCGCCACCUCGAGUUAUAACCUACAAAACUCUAAGGGAUAACGGUGCAAAAUUAUUCCUAGGGGAUCGCAUCGGUGAACCCCAAAUUGCGUGGGAUUGGAUCAAGCAGACUGCUCGAGUGUUGAAGGAUCUCAAUGUACCUAUGGACAACUACCCUCGACUGGCUUCUCAACUGCUGCGCAAUGAAGCCUACGAGUGGUGGAAGAGAACCGAUGAGAGUGCGGGAACCCCUAAGCCAUGGACAUGGACACAUUUCGAUUGGGCAUUCAAGCAAGAAUAUAUUCCGAAACGUUUUAGUGAGGAAAAACGUAAGGAAUUUGUUGAGCUGGAACAAGGAAACAUGACACUCGCUGAAUACCGUCAGAAGUUCACCAAACUUGCAAAGUUUGCGCCAACCUUGGUGAGUACCCCAACCGAUCGCAUUGAGGAAUUCAGGACGAAAUUUCGACCUGACCUAAGGUCACGUGUGUCCGUCCUAACCACCGUGGACUUCGCAGAGGCCUACGAGAUCAUAGCCAGGGCAGAUAGUGACCUGAGUGCUUGCAUAGAGUACCUAAAGGCAAACAAUGCUGGCUCAAGCACUCACCGUCCCACUUACUCUGUCUCAAAAGGAAAAAGGCCCUUCCAGGAAUCUAGUAGUUCACAUUUCUCUAAAAAGGGAAAAUCUGCACAAACCCAGUCAAUGACAUUCGGUAAUAGGACUAAGGGGUGGAAAAAUCCACAGUGCGAUAAAUGCGGAAGACACCACCUUGGGGAAUGUUGGCUUACACAAGGGUUGUGCCUCGGCUGCAGAAAACCAGGACAUUUCAAAAAGGAGUGCCCUACAAAUCCUGGAGAACCAUUUCCAUCUGCCCCCGUUGUUAGCCAAUCUGCAUCAGCACGACCUGCACCAAGUCAACGGUCAACUGCGGGAUCUAAUCCUGUUAAAAGUCAAAACAAACAGCAAGGACGAGCUCCUGCCCGGACCUACGCAAUGAAAGCGCGAGCUGAGGAAAACCCUGACGUCAUUCAGGGACAUCAGUUCUCUGCCAAUCUUGUCGAAUUACCGUACAAAGAAUUUGACAUCAUCCUCGGAAUGGAUUGGCUCACCAAACACCAAGCAGUUAUCGAUUGCUGACAACGAACGAUUCAACUAAAGUCUGGAGAGGAAAAAUCUAUAGAGGUGAAAGAGAAGCUAACACCUAAAUCCACUGAAUUCAUCUCGUACAUACACGCUAGGCGCCUCAUUCGGAAGAAAUGUGAAGCUUAUCU
Cuscuta campestris is the source of this 1681-nucleotide messenger RNA. The record is from the annotation of a GenBank genome assembly. NCBI's taxonomy places the organism in Eukaryota, Viridiplantae, Streptophyta, Magnoliopsida, Solanales, Convolvulaceae.